This is a messenger RNA of Labeo rohita (rohu), 2646 nucleotides long. RefSeq names its product calcitonin receptor-like 2 (gene calcrl2). Gene Ontology annotation, cellular component: plasma membrane. The coding region runs from base 121 to 1587 and encodes 488 amino acids. Gene Ontology annotation, biological process: angiogenesis; cell surface receptor signaling pathway; adenylate cyclase-activating G protein-coupled receptor signaling pathway. The transcript has 13 exons. Gene Ontology annotation, molecular function: calcitonin receptor activity; adrenomedullin receptor activity; calcitonin gene-related peptide receptor activity. NCBI's taxonomy places the organism in Eukaryota, Metazoa, Chordata, Actinopteri, Cypriniformes, Cyprinidae. The record is from RefSeq and is a predicted model, not a curated record.
CGCCUAUAAUCGCCUCGGAGAGCCGCAGAUCGUCAGACGCUCAUGAGGACCAAACACACCCACGAGCCUCUCACACACCGGAACGACACAGAUGCUCUCUAGCGCCGCCAGCAGAUCAUCAUGACAAGAAACCCGUCAGUCCUGCUGCUGCUCAUAACACUGCUGGACACACAGAAGCUGUGUGGCGGUGAGGAAGAGCUCAUGAUGGUGAUGACGUCAGCGGAGCAGGUGAGCGAUAUCCCAGCAUCCUCUCUUGAUCCUCCGAGCACGACGCGAGAGCAGAUCCUCUCGGCCCAGUUUGAGUGUUACUUGAAGAUCAUUUACGAGCCACCACGCAGCGACCCGGGUCCGUACUGUAAUCGCACGUGGGACGGGUGGCUCUGCUGGGGAGACUCCGCCCCUGGCACCGCUGUCCAGCUCUGCCCCUCCUACUUUCAUGACUUUGAUCCAAAUGAGAAAGUGACCAAAGUGUGUAACUCAGACGGUCAAUGGUUUCGUCAUCCGGAAAGCGACCGUCUGUGGUCCAAUUACACGCAGUGCUCUGCUUACACCAAACAGGAUCACAAGCUCAUGUAUGUGAUGUACUAUCUGGUGAUGGUGGGACACGCCCUGUCCAUCAUAUCGCUGCUCAUCUCCAUCUGCAUCUUCUCAUACUUCAAGUGUUUGAGCUGUCAGAGAAUCACUCUUCAUAAAAACAUGUUCACCUCCUUCAUUCUCAACUCAAUUGCCACCAUUGGCUACUUCUACGUCGUUUUUGGAGAACACCACACCACAACAGAGUCUUCUCAGAUCGGCUGUAAGCUGCUGGCCAGUAUCAUGCACUACACGUCCUGUUCUAAUUAUUUCUGGAUGCUGUGUGAGGGGAUCUACCUGCACACGCUCAUCAUCGUGGCCGUGUUCGUGGGCGAGCAGCAGCUGGGCUGGUAUUACGUCCUCGGCUGGGGUUUCCCAGUGAUCCCUGCUGUCCUGCACGCUGUGGCCCGUCUGCUCUUCCACGAUGACAGGUGUUGGGCCAUGAACACGGGCCUGCUGUACAUCACAAACGUCCCCAUACACGCCGCUUUGGUGGUGAACCUGUUCUUCCUGCUGAACAUCGUGCGGGUGUUGAUCACCAAACUGCGGGUCACUCACCGCACCGAGAGCAACAUCUACAUGAAGGCGGUUCGCGCCACCAUCAUCCUGGUUCCUCUGCUGGGGAUUCAUUUCAUCCUGGUGCCGCUGCAGCCCAGCGGACGCAUCUCUCUGGCCGUCUACAAGCUCUUCAUGAACAUCUUUGUGCAUUUCCAGGGUCUCCUGGUGGCCGUAAUCUUCUGCUUCUGUAAUGGAGAGGUGCAGUUGGCGUUGCAGCGUAAGUUUGUGCAGUAUCGCGGUCAGAGGAAGCGCAGGAGUCUGGUGACCUACGACUCUCACUGUAAUUACCACACCAACUCGUCCAUCACCGAGACCAGCCGCGUCACCAUCGGCCUCGAGCAUGGCCCGACCUACACGAGCGGCGGUACGCACGCGCUCAAUGGCCACAGCAACGGCAAACGCUGCUCCAGCGGCGAACCCGACAGCUGCGACCUACCAGAUUUCACUGAAAUAUGAGCAUCUGCGCACAUACGCACUGAUAUCAACAACACUACAGCGCACUCCCAGCUAACAAAUGUGUUCUAAGAACGGUUUGCUAACGUUCAUGUUAAGUUAUUAAAACAUUAUUAGUGGUGACUAUUACUAUUCUGUUUGGGAAUCAUGGAAAGAAGUGUCACAUUGUGCAGCCUAAUGAGAAGAGGUGUGCUAUGACUUUUAUAAGCGAUCGGGCGUACAACGUUCGAACAGCGGCUGAAAAAUCGGGCGAAAAAGUCCCACUGACUUAACAUUAAUCCAAACUUUGUGACAUCAUAUCUCCGGAUCAGAACAUUGUAGGGACUUCAGGGUGGGCUCAUUUCACUCAGUCUAGCAAACAGCCAAUAAAUGGUGACAUUUUAGCUUCCUAGCCACGCCCUACCUCCACUUACAGCAACGUAGCAACCAGUCCAUAGACUUACAUUGAAAAAAGGACCCUAGCAACCCAAACCAUAAGUGGAAUAUCUUCAUAGAGGUUGAGGGUUGCUUUAUAUCUUUCAUUCAUUCUUUUGAUGCAUGUUAGCAAAUAGGACGUCCAACAUGCUACACAUGCUAGCAUCACCUAGCUAAGUGUUAAAACAUGCUAAAAAUAUGCUAAAGCAUACUAGGAUCGCCUACCUAACAUCAUGCUAAUGACAUGUUAACUGUAUUAGCAUAAUGGUAAACAUUAGAAUCUUGCUAAAACAUGCUAGCAUGAUGCUAGGUAGAUGUUAAUCAUGUUAACUUUGUGUUAACAACAUGCUAAUCAUGUUAGCAUGUUGCUAGCAUCAUGCUAACCAUGUUAGCAUCUUGUUAAAAACAUGUUAACAUCAUGCUAGCAACAUGCUAAUCAUGCUAAUUUCAUGUUAACAACAGGAUAAUUGUGUUAAUAUGUUUCUAGCAUAAUGCUAACAAAUGAGCAUGUCAUUAACAUAAUGUUAAUACAAUUAUUGUUGGUAUUCGUGCCUAAUCCUGAGUUUUCCCACAGCAAGCACCACUCUGAAUGUUCUCUGAAUGUUUAAAAUGAACCGUUUUUGAAUGUUUUUAAAAUGUUUUUUUUUU